Messenger RNA from Malaya genurostris, 784 nucleotides. RefSeq names its product protein SGT1 homolog (gene Sgt1). Gene Ontology annotation, molecular function: protein-folding chaperone binding. Gene Ontology annotation, biological process: protein stabilization. Lineage: Eukaryota; Metazoa; Arthropoda; Insecta; Diptera; Culicidae. The record is from RefSeq and is a predicted model, not a curated record. The transcript has 2 exons. Bases 137 to 688 code for a protein of 183 amino acids.
GUCAAUACAAAAGGAGUAUUUUCUAGAAAAAUCAAAACAGUCACUAUAAUCCUCACUUUCAUCUAAAGCUAAAAACAGAUUGGAGAAACUAGGUCGAAUCGAACUAAGAUUUUCACAGUUUUAGCACUAUAGAAGAAUGGCUAACUUAGUAAAGUACGAUUGGUACCAGUCGGAUACGGCGGUAACAAUAACCGUGAUGCUGAAGAAUGCCACCGACAAAAACUAUUCCGUGGUGAUAGAACCGAAAUUCGUUAGUCUUUCGGCAGACGGAAUUGAACCGAUCACCAUCAACCUAUGGGAUACAAUCAACCAUGAGCAAAGUUCACACAAAGUGACCCCGAGCAAAGUUGAAAUAAAGCUAGCCAAGAUGGUUGGAAACCGCUGGGAAACACUAGAGAAAAAAAUUCUAUUGAACGAGUCUUCGACCGCGAAAAAUGUUCAUGAUUGGGAUAAAAUCUCUAAGGACAUCGAAAAACAGGAAGCAGAGGAGAAACCUCAGGGAGAUGAAGCAGUUCAGGAAUUGUUUCGAAAAAUAUACUCAGAUGCCAGCGAGGAAACGCGUAAAGCUAUGGUAAAGUCUUAUUAUGAAUCUGGAGGUACCGUUCUUAGCACAAAUUGGGAUGAAGUUGGAGCAAAAACUGUAGAUGUUAAACCACCGGACGGAUGUGAGUUCAAAAAAUGGAAAUAAUUUAAACAAUAUAUUCUCUUCGUGAUCACUGUUUUUCUCAAAUUCAGAUUCGUUGCUUUUUUAAAUACUGUAAAACAAAUAAAAUAUAACUGCAAA